AUGGGUUAUUUGCUAAUUCAAAAUCAAACAAAUGCUGUUGCUAAUAAUACUAAUCAUCUUGGACAAAGAGAAACUAAACUUAUUGAAAUUAUACUUUUUGCUGGUGGUAAUCAAGAUCUAGUUACUUGGAUUGAAGAAUUUGAAUGUAUAGCUGUAGCCAACAACUUUACUGAUGCAAGAAGACUACAAAUUAUUCCUGCUUAUCUUAAAAAUGAAGCAGCAAUUUGGUAUACUAACAUCAACCAACAACAAGCUUUUGGAUACUAG
Messenger RNA from Racocetra fulgida, 267 nucleotides. Lineage: Eukaryota; Fungi; Glomeromycota; Glomeromycetes; Diversisporales; Gigasporaceae. The record is from the annotation of a GenBank genome assembly.